AAACCCUUGGGCAUCGCUUGGCCGGGAAAACGCCGGAGGUAGCCCAGGAGAAGUUCCAGGCUCAAAUCCAUGAGCGGGUGAACACCUGCAACAUGCUGCUGUACUAGCUGAGGCAGCGGAGCCGAAUCCGGGAUGAGCUGCAGAAGCGGUUGCAGCAGCUGCAGGAUACCGAGAUGGACAACCAGUGGCAUCAGGCACAGGUGGUUUGCCAGCUGGGGAACAGCACUGAGAAGAUGCUGAUGAAAGCCCAGGCUGCAGAGAAGGUGACCGCCCUGUACCUGGCAGUGUGGGAUGCCCUGAGGAAGGAGCUGGCCCAGCUGCCUCGGCACCUGGACCUCCUGAGCGAGACGGCUGAUCUGUACCGUGGGGAGCUGGAAACCAUGGAGCUCAUGGCCUCGGGUGCCCUCAGAGCUGCUGCUGUAGCCAAGGAGGACAUGGCCAAGAAGAAAGCAGAGUUCCUGGUGGAGAGAGAGCUCAGGUGCCACUCCCUCGCUGCCCAGAAGGCACAGAAGAAAGAGCUCGAAAGGCAUCUGAGAGUGCAAGCCAGGUCCCAGCUUGCCGAGGACUUGCCAAGCGUGCACAUGCAGGACCCACUGGUGGCUGCCAAAGAGGCCACUGAGUUCUGGAUGGUGACUGAACUGGAGAAGGCCAAGGCUGCGGUGGAGUGCUCUCGCUUCAGGGACAUCCCCAGCAGGCUCCUGGCGCAGAAGAAGUCCUCAGUAGCCAUGCAGGAGCACAUCGAGGCCUGCAAGCAGAAGUGCCGCGCAAUGAAGGAGAAGCUGAAGGAGCUGGAGGGGAAGCAGGCCAAGCUGAAGUUUCGUCCGCCCCGCAAGACCAACAGGAGGCUGGAGGAGCUGAGGAUGCACCUGCAGCAGGCAGAGGUUCGGCUGGAGCAGCUGCAAGCCCCGGUGCUGAGGAACCAACAGGUCCUGCUCCAGAUUGAAAAUGCCAUCGAGAGCCUCUUGCCCCGUCUGCAUGGGAUCACCGUGCCCGGUCAGGACGAUUCUGUUGAGGCCGGCAGCGCGGAGGAGAAGCUCCAGCAGUGCCAGCAGAAGCUGCAGUACCUGGUGCAGCGGGUGGCCAGCCUGCCCCCCGACAUGCAUGGCCUGGAAGAGGACAAUGAGGCUUUUGUCAAGGUGCAGAAUUCCCUGGAGAAGGCAGCUGCAAACCAUCCACAGAACGUCAACAUCUGCUUGGAGGAGAGCAGCAGCAGGGUGGAAGACACCUUUGAUUUUCUCAAGAAAGGCGAGAACCUUGUCCUCACCCGGCAAGGCAUCAAGAAGCAGGGGCUGCACCUGAUGAAAACAAAGAAGAAAGCGGCAAGAAGUGGCUGGUACUGCAGCAGCCCUUUGGAUCUCCAGACCACCGCUAACGCUUCGGAUGCGCCAGACCAGCCACUGUAG
This is a messenger RNA of Leptosomus discolor (cuckoo roller), 1403 nucleotides long. The record is from RefSeq and is a predicted model, not a curated record. Lineage: Eukaryota; Metazoa; Chordata; Aves; Leptosomiformes; Leptosomidae.